AAACCGGACCGACGGACAGAACGGAACACAUGAGCAAUAUUUAAUAUUUAAUAUUUAAUAUUGAUGUGUUUUAUUGUUUUAUUGCUGCUUCUUCCUGUCACACGCACGCACACACGCACUGAGAGAGUUCAUCCCGGUGCCGAACGGCGCGUGCGUGUCUGCGCGUGAGCGUGCGUGCUUGUCCAGGUGCGUGUUCGCGCGCGCGGCUGUGAUCCGUCGCUGUUCUUCUUAAAUCAGCUGUUUCUCAGACGGACUUCUGCUGCGCUGCGGAGCGCCGGUCAGUGUGUGCGGGAGCGGCAGCAGCGGCGAGGCGGCCGCGCCAGACUCCAUUCACAAAAACACCUCUUUAUCACUAAACACCUCUUCUUCUUAUUCAUCUAUCCUGGACUGUUUCUGCUCUCUGGGAGGAAAUCCAGACUAGAGUGCGCGUGCACGUCCUUCAUCUGCACGCGGCUGAUCGAUGAGGAUGGAUCUAUUGACUUCAGCACGAGACCAGGAUAUUUAUUAUUAUUAAAUUAAAUAUUGAGUUUUUACCAGAAAUAAUGAAGUAUUAAAACACCACAGAAGAAGAGCAAACGACAUGGCGGACUGAGCGGCGUCCUCCAGGCAGGCGGUCCCGUCUGAAGCAGAAACCCGCCGGCUCACAGCAUGGUGGAUGCCGGCACAUCUUACAGGAUGAACCCGCUAGCUGCCCUCAGUAUCGACCGCAACGCUCUGGUGGGGGAAAACUACCGCCCCCACGGGGGAAUCUUCUUCCCCGGCGUCCAUCCUCUCUCUGCUGAAAAGCCCCAGGAGGCUGGCACUUCCCUCCCGCUUGGUUAUGAUCUCCUGUACAAACCAGGUGUAGCCCUGUUGGAUGGUCAGAAAUCCACAAAUGGAUAUGUUGGACUUUACAAGAGCCCACCCCCAGGGUUUCAGAAACCGCUGGCUGUCCCUGCUGCAGGAGGUGAUGGCCUGGGGCUGGACCGCCGAGUUUUAUCCACUGACAAGCAGUCAGAACUGGGUCUGAACGGUGCUGGUGGCUUCCUGAGGUUACCCUGGAUCAGCCCUUAUGCUGAUGCAACCAUGUACCCCUUCCUUGACAUGGCGUACAAGGCGUCCUUCCUGUCCCAGCCGUCACCGUUCCUUCACCAGCAGCUGGCGUAUCAGUCGUUGUGUGCUGCUGGGGCAGGAAGCAGCUCACCUGGGGAAGACAGACUUUUCUACCUGCCUCAUUAUGGCCCGGCCCACAUCUCAUCCCCACUGGGUCCUCUAAUCAGGAUCCCUACCGCAACUCCAGCUCCUGCUGUCCUUUCACCCCGGUCCCACUGCCAGGACCAGGCCUUACAGGGCCUUGGUCCUCCAGUGCAUCAGGAACCCUUUAGCACCAGCCCACAGAUCCACCAGGAGCCUCAAGCUGUUCAUCAUACUGAUCGACAACAUGGCAGCAGUAGCGCAAAGUCCAGUCAACCCACUUCCACCAAGAACACUAUUAGCAGCAGCAGUAGUAGUGGGAGUACUGGUGCCGCUGUUAGCAGUUCAGCUAGCACUGCUACCUUAGAGUCACCCACAGUUACCCAUCCUCUAGUUCCCCCACCUCAACCCCUCAACAACACCACUACAGACCUCCAAAAGUCGCUUUACAGGAGCACCUCCUCAUCCUCAACAUCACUGUCAGGGUCUCACACCUUUAAAAAGGGCAGCCUGAGCUCGGAGCAUUCAGGCAGCAACAAAACCAAAGAUGCCAGCUCAGAGAAGUGUAAAUCACCUGCAAAGACAUCACAGGACAAAGCUGUGCCUCAAAAACCUGCCAAAAACUCCAGGGAAAACCCUUUGGAUCUGUCUGCCAAAGAGUUGGAGGAAUUCUCAAAUGGAUUCCCGUCCAAACUAGAGGCCCUGGCCAAGUUGGGGUAUUUACCACCGUCUCAUUACGGGCUGCUAGCCAGCCAGAACCUAAAGGAAGGUCUACCCCCACCGGUUACCACUCCAGAAAAGACUCCUGAAAAGAGCAGCACUGUGCCAUCCCCUUGGGUUGCUCCGGGUCCUUCCUCGGCUGUCAGCUCCCAAAUUAUGAAAAACAAGAGUGAUCAUCAUCCACAACCUCAGAACUCACCUGGCUCCACGACCGUGGAGGUGACCAGUAUUCCCAGCCCUGCCUCAGGGGGAAGACCUUCUGCAUCAUCUCCUUCCCCAAAGUUCAAAGUUGAAUGGCCACGAGUUCCCCCGAUUGAUUUGGAGAAUCCGAGCAGUAAAGGAGAAACUCGUUCUAAGCCAGAGGCUCAAGAGACACCUCAUCCACAGCAGCAAUCUCGCAUUGGAAAUGGAAACUCGUCCAGUCAAAUCUACGGUGACUCCUACCUCCCUCCUGGCUUAGGUUACACUAACCGCUACAUCCCGUACUCAGUUGCUGAGAAUAUGUCCUUGCAACGCAUGACCAUACCAGGCAAAGGGCCUAUCUAUACCCACCCAGCCUUGCUGGGCAACAGCAGCUUUUACCCACCAAAACAUGGACUUCCAUAUGGAGUACAUCCAAACCAGGGUGACUUCAUGCCAUACCAGAAUUCCCGGGGGAUGGCCCCUCCACCUGUCCCCUCCCACCCGGGUCUCGACCGACUUGAGACCCAGGAUAAAACCUGGAAUGCAGAACCAUACCGGAACCAGGACAGGCCGGAUGCUGAUAGCUCCCAAAGGAGUGACGAAAAGUCCACAAACCAAACCAUAAAGGCUUCAGGUAGAAGCCUCACUUCUACCAGAGAUGAUGUAGUUUGUAUCGACCUGGUGCACGAUGAGCCAGAGGAUGAAUUGUCCACCAACAAGCACAACUCUCCAUCUAGAGAGGAUUUCUCUAAGAUUGGCGGUAACCACAUCCACGAAAGAGAGCCUCCAAAAGCACUUCCUCCCAGCCAGGCUGCCGAGCCGAGACAAGGCUUACCCAACACUUCCCAACCACAGCCUUCCCCCAUCCCAGAGGAGAUCCCGGAAAACGAGGAACCACUUAGUCCAUUCCCAGACAUCCCAGAGGAGCAGACGAUGCGCUGUGCCCGAACUUCCCCUCAGCAGUUUUCUAGAAAAUGUAAAGCCUCUGGUGGUGCUGCGGACUUGGGUGCCACUAGCGGUCAAAAUAAUGGUGUUGACAGCGCUGGCAAUGAAGCUAAGGCCAAUAAAACUCCUGAGCAAAGCCCUUCUAGAAACUCAUUGGUUCCUUUUAGCAAAGAAAACUGUUCUAGUGACAUCAUGCGAGCAGUGUGUGCUGUCACCAGCCCAAAGAGUCCGUCUGAUGGGGGCAGCUGUCAUCCGGACAGUCCAGUCUGCAGCAGUAAGGAACCAGUAUGUAGAGAUUCCAGGUCCCAGGUCCCAGCAUCCAGGAGUUUUAAUCCCAGGGUUCCAGCUGGAGGAGUUACGAACAACCCAACAAGUCCAAGUUUUGUCAACAGAAACUUCGUGGGCCCAUGUUGCAGAAAUCUGGCGCCGAGGGCUCCAACUAUUGAACCCAGGCUUUUCAGCGGCCCAACUCUUGGAAAUCGCAACCCUGAGUCCCCAAACUGCAGGAACAUCAACCCCAGAUUUACAAAUUGUGAAAACAGCAAUGCCGUGCGUCCACUUUGUGGAAACAUCAGGGCUCCUACAUGCGGAAAUACGUGUUUUAGUUGUCCAAAUUGUGGGAAUACCCCCUCUAAGGGCCAGUUUUCUGGAAAUAACCAAACUUGUGUGCACAACAAUCCCACAUUACGAAACAAUCUUCCUCGAGGCCAAACCUGUCGGCACCUUUCACCUUCCAAUCCCACCAACUUAAUCCCUGCAGAUCUGACUCCAGAACCGCCGGUUAACAAAGACCUAAAAUAUGAAAACCUUUCCUCCGAUGAGAUCCGGAGAGAGACGGCGGACUUUGGCCUCGCCGCCACCGGCUGUGGCGAUGUGAACGAGGACAGCAUGGAUCUCCUGCUAGACGAGGAUGACGGCUGCAGCAAGUUCCGGCGCUCCGGCCUCACCAAACGCAUCGCCAACUCAUCCGGCUACGUGGGCGACCGGAUCAAAUGCGUGACCACGGAGCUUUACGCCGACUCCAGCAAGCUGAGCAGAGAGCAGCGAGCACUUCAGCGAGCGAUGCUGAGGUUCUCUGAGCUGGAGCUGAAGGAGAAAGAGGGAGGAAGAGGAGAAGAAGAAGAGGAAGAGGAAGAAGGGAUGACAGCGGCGGAGGCGGAGCUGGCAGACGGCCAGCGGGGAGACGGAGGGAGGGAGGAGGAGGAGGAGGAGGAGGAGGAGGGGAGGAAGAGAGAGGGAGGAAGAGGAGGAAGUCCCUGUGAGGCCGCCGCCGAGGCAGCGAGAGUUGAACUCUCGGUGCACCUCGUUCACAAACCGCCGCACUCGUUUCCUCCAGGAAGCACCGCAUUCACAUCAACACCUGAGACACUGACUGGAGUCUCUCUGCUUCGUUUCCACGGUCCAUCCUGCCCUCACAACCGCCUCCCCGUCCUGCCGCCGUGCCGCCACUCAGACGACCUCCCCGUCCUGCCGCCGUGCCGCCACUCAGACGACCUCCCCGUCCUGCCGCCGUGCCGCCGCUCCGACGACCUCCCUGUCCUGCCGCAGUGCCGCCGCUCAGUCGACCUCCCCGUCCUGCCGCCGUGCCGCCACUCCGGCGACCUCCCCGUCCUCGGAGAGAAGGAGGACGCCUCAGCAGAGGAGCAGAAGAAGAACAAAGAUGAAGAAGGAUGUCUGCAGGAAGAGAAGAAGAAACAACAACAACAACAAAGGUUUCUGUCCACAGCCAGAGGGCUGCUUCAGGGAAACGUCUCCACGCCGACCGCCACGCCGACCCCCACGCCGACCCCCACGCCAACCCCCAUGCCGACCCCCACGCCAACCCCCAUGCCGACCACGCCGACCGCCACACCGACCGCCACACCGACCGCCGCAGCUCCACUCGGAGGUUCCAGUCCCAACGUGGCGGCGAACCGACGGCGCCUCUUCAGUCUGGAGCCGUUCCACCAGAGCAGCAUCAGCAGCAGCCGGCUGAAGAGAGGGAGGGAGGAGGACUGGGAGGAGGACCGGAUCGGAAACCCCAACAAGAAGACCAAGGUCACCAACGACUCGACCCUGGAGGACGUGAAGAAGCUGAAGGUUUGCAUCGAGCUCAACGGCCUCCGACUCAACAAGCCCCGCCUCCCCGGGGAGCUCAGCCAAUGGCUGCCCUCCGGCCAGAGUUCGGCGGAGGUUGACAGAAAGUUCAGAGUGGACGUCCCGGCCGUCAGGGGGAGGUCAGAGGUCAACGGAGGCUGGUGCGACCCGACGUUUGUGAGGAGGGACGACCCGAGAGUUGUCCACGCGUCGCCGCCCUCCUCUCCCGCCCAUCUCCCCCGGCAACCGUCCCCUGCAUCCUUCACCUCCCUCGCCUCCUCCCGCCUCCAGGACAAGCAUCAGAAGCUGAGGGAGAGCCGCCGGGUCUCCGGCUUCCUCCCUUCCUUACCUCCUCUUCCUCCCUCCUUCUCGCCCUGUCCCGACCGCCAUCCCUUCCGCUGCCACGAAGACGACCUCAGCAGGCCGAAGGGCAAGCGUCCCUGCAAGACGAAGCACACGGGAGGAGAAGCGGCGAGGGAGGAGGAGAGAGACGGGGGAGGAAGCGACGAUGAGGUGAGUGGAAAGGCGUCCCCGUCCGACCCGCCUCCCUCGCCCUCGCCGCAGCACGCCCACAUCGCCCGGCCCGCCCCCCCUGAAGUCCGCCGGCUCAUCGUGAACAAGAACGCCGGAGAGACGCUGCUGCAGCGCGCCGCCCGCCUGGGAUACGAGGUAACGAGACGCAAACGCACCCGGGAAUAUGGACCUCAUUUUACCCUGAGAAGAAACCUCUAUGUUUCCUUCCCAUUCCUGCUCCUCAGAGGAUGAACCCUCUACAUGUUAAUGACCUUUCCUUCAGCGCCACCCUCAGGACAGACCCGUUAACAGCAGGCGUCACCAGCUGGACUCAAACCUGUGACAUUAACGCUGCAGCGCUGCGUCGACACCGAUGCCCUUUAUUGAAAUUCAGUCGUCGUUGUGAAAUCAUUGUGAGGCAGAAUAAAAUGUGUGUGUGUGUGUGUGUGUGUGUGUGUGCAGGCAUUUGUUAAACCACACACACACACACACACACACAUGGUGUGAAUAUUUCAUGCCCAGUGUGACAGCUCUAGUCAGGCCUCACCAGUGUCGCCCUUCCUCCUCCUCUUCCUCCCUCUCUCUCUCGUUGAGGUGCAGCGGUGAAGCUAACGAGCUCAGUUUGUAAAUGAAGCCGUCGUCCAUCACGACACACACAGGACGUUUAUUAUCAGCCGCAAUCAUUUCAAGAGCAGAAGAAGAACAAGAGAGAGAGAGGUUUCAGUCCUCAGAGGCGUUCGUCUCUUAAAGGUUCUCUAUUCCAUAUUCAGAACAUUAAUAUAUCAACGACUGUUGUCCAUGUAAAGAUAUAAAGGUGCAAUGUCUACCUUCUUCUCGGGGGAAAAUGAGGUUUGUUUUCGUGGUAAAAUUAGUUUUGUUUUCGUGGUAGAAUGAGGUUUCUUCUCAGGGUAAAAUGAGGUUUGUUUUCAGGGUAAAAUUAGGUUUGUUUCCGUGGUAAAAUUAGGUUUGUUUUUGUGGUAAAAUGAGUUUUGUUUUCGUGGUAAAAUUAGGUUUCUUCUCAGGGUAAAAUGAGGUUUGUUUUUGUGGUAAAAUGAGGUUUGUUUUUGUGGUAAAAUGAGGUUUGUUUUCUUGGUAAAAUGAGGUUUGUUUUCAUGGUAAAAUGAGGUUUGUUUUCGUGGUAAAAUAAGGCUUGUUUUCGUGGUAAAAUGAGGUUUGUUUUCGUGGUAAAAUUAGUUUUGUUUUCGUGGUAGAAUGAGGUUUCUUCUCAGGGUAAAAUGAGGUUUGUUUUCAGGGUAAAAUUAGGUUUGUUUCCGUGGUAAAAUUAGGUUUGUUUUCGUGGUAAAAUGAGUUUUGUUUUCGUGGUAAAAUUAGGUUUCUUCUCAGGGUAAAAUGAGGUUUGUUUUCAGGGUAGAAUUAGGUUUGUUUCCGUGGUAAAAUGAGGUUUGUUUUCGUGGUGAAAUGAGG
This is a messenger RNA of Sebastes umbrosus (honeycomb rockfish), 7035 nucleotides long. Its product is annotated as BCL-6 corepressor-like. The transcript has 9 exons. Gene Ontology annotation, cellular component: nucleus. Gene Ontology annotation, biological process: negative regulation of transcription by RNA polymerase II. The record is from RefSeq and is a predicted model, not a curated record. The coding region runs from base 649 to 5862 and encodes 1737 amino acids. Gene Ontology annotation, molecular function: transcription corepressor activity. Lineage: Eukaryota; Metazoa; Chordata; Actinopteri; Perciformes; Sebastidae.